Monosiga brevicollis MX1 is the source of this 1128-nucleotide messenger RNA. RefSeq lists its product as uncharacterized. Lineage: Eukaryota; Choanoflagellata; Craspedida; Salpingoecidae. The record is from RefSeq and is a predicted model, not a curated record. Gene Ontology annotation, molecular function: flavin adenine dinucleotide binding; NADP binding; N,N-dimethylaniline monooxygenase activity. The transcript is spliced from 11 exons. Bases 1 to 1128 code for a protein of 375 amino acids.
AUGUUGUGGCGGAACGGUUAUCUGCUUCAGGGCGGACUGAUCCUCAUCGCGAUCGGUCUGUUCCAGCUCAAUACCAUCGCGCGGCGUGAGAUCGGGCAAGACUCGGUCCCUGUGCGACGCGUUGACCGGCCCAAGGGCUAUGUCCUGAGCAAGGAGCCCCAGCAUGUCGAUGUGCUUGUCGUGGGUGCCGGGCACGCAGGCCUCUCCAUGGCUGGACGCCUUCAGCGGGCUCGGAUCCCGUACGUCGUGCUGGAAAAGGACGUUCCCGGCUCCUCGUGGGCCCGCCGCUACGAGCGCCUGCAUCUCCAUACCGUCCGAGACAUUUCCGAGCUGCCCGACAUGCCCUUGCCCGAUUACUUUCCCGAGUACCUUUCCAAGGAUCAGGUCGCUGCAUAUCAACGUGCCUAUGCCGAAUUGCACAAUGUGCGCCGCCACACCGAGGUCUACCAGACGGGCGCGGCGUUUGCCAAUCAACGUGUGCUCGUCGUUGGGUUUGGCAACUCGGGAAGCGAGCUGGCUCUGGACUUGUGGGAGCAUGACGCCAAACCCACGGUGCUGCUGCGGUCCGCCGUACACAUGGUCCCUCGCUGGGUGACCCGCAUUGUGGGCCACCUCUUUGACCUGAUGCAUCGCAUACCUCCGGCACUGCAUGGAGACUCUGGCCCUCUUUACAAACUCAUCUGGGGUGACGUGGAACAGUAUAAUGUUACGCUCAAGCAGUCAAACAUGAUGCUCGAUUUCGUGACCCACCAUCGUGCGCCUGUACAAGACAUUGGCACCAUGGAGCUCAUCCGACGUGGUGAUAUUGCCGUGCUCAAGUCAGAGGUCGACCGCUUUGCCGGAGCCAAGACGGUGGUCUUCAAGGAUGGUCAUUGUGCCGACUUUGAUGCCGUGCUUUUGGCAACCGGCUACGACUACGAACAUGGUCCCUUUGCCAGGUUUUUGUCGGAAAAUAUUACCACUCAACUCUUGGACGAACACGGGGUUAUCCAUUCGGGCGUGGAGUGUGCUGUACAGCCGCGGCUGUACUUUGUGGGCUUUGACGACUACAUCGGCCGUCUUGCCGAGAUGAAUCUUGAAACGCAGUUUAUCCUCGGUGAUCUCAAAGCAAAACACUACGUGCAGUAG